AUGAGAAUGGCCCACAAAAAGGAGGAGCUCAGGCUGGAACGGCGGAGCAUAAGUGAUGCCUUGCUAUUGACGACGAUGUGCAUCAUUGGGAUGCCCGUCGACGUUCACGCCAUUGAUGGCUCUGUUUACUCUGGAACCCUCCACACCGCCUGGGUCGACAAGGAGUAUGCCAUCGUGUUGAAGAAAGCCACGAUGAUCAAGAAAGGGGACCUAGACGCAAAUGUAGCGAACGGGACUUUGAUAGAGACCCUUGUAGUUCGUUCAAAAGAUCUUGUCCAAGUGGUUGUGAAGGGAGUUGUGCUUCCUACUUAUGCCGAAGUGUUAAAAUCGAAUGAGCCUGAAGAGAAGACUGAACAAUUAUAUCAAUUAAGGCAGGUUGGAGAUGGUUCGCAAGAAAUACAGAGCGACGUCAACGAUAACCUGGGGUUCCUGGACCAGCGAACUAUGGAUGAAGCUCAAGUCUCAAGUCCCAGUAUCACCAGCUUUGUAGCUCAGUCAACUGAUGCUCUGAAUAUUCCAGAGGGUACUGUUCAACAUGAACCAACCGAAGUAUCUUCUGGUCGUUCUAGUGCACACCUGGAUGAGGAUCAAGGGAGACUUACUCCAAAUGAAUCCGUAUGUACAGUUAUUUCCCCACCAGAUAUUUGUGAUGCUUCAAUUCCCACUCUCGAAGUCGAAUCAGAUUCACGACUCAGGGCAUCAUCAGAUCCCUUCAUGUGGGUGCCUCCAAGAAGUUCGAGUGUUAAGAAAACUACAAAGGAAUCUAAGCUGAAUCAUGGAGCUCAGAGAUUUUACCCAUCAAUGUUGUACCAUAGAAUGGUGGAACCACAUGUGCGCCCCAAUGGGACAGGUGUUCCCUACAGGCCUGGUGCUUGCGCAUUAGCAUCAAGGGGACAUGUCACCCUUGCGCAUGGAGACAACAAUACACCAUAUUUUCAACCUAUUAUUGGACAAGUGGUGAACAGAGUGCAACCACCUGUUAUAUGUACUGGUCAAUAUCAGAAUUUUCAAACGGGGCCUGCUUAUGUUCAUCCAAAUCCACACAAUGUUAUGUUUGGACGAGGUGGGGGCCCUCUUGUUUAUACGAAUCCCAUCCCCAAUCCUGCACCUGGGCUAUCUCCAGCAACUCCACGACCGCCUUUAGCUCCACAUCAGCUGUACCUUCGUGAGCACCAAGGAAACUGGCCGUCCCAAGAACUGAGGCAUUACAUGACUGCCCCUUUAGUGGCAAAUGGACCUCAGCCAUAUGUGAUGCCAAGUCCCGUUCCCGUUUCGCAGCCAAUAUUACCUUUUGUACGACCUAUUGCAAUUCCAGGGACACAUGGUUAUUUGAGCGCCAAGUUUGUUUGA
This is a messenger RNA of Striga hermonthica, 1350 nucleotides long. Lineage: Eukaryota; Viridiplantae; Streptophyta; Magnoliopsida; Lamiales; Orobanchaceae. The record is from the annotation of a GenBank genome assembly.